AUGGUAAAUGGAAAUCCGAUGAACUCAUUGGCAGAACAGGCGAACAAACUGUUGGAUUUCAGUCACAAAUUGGACAUUAAUUUGUUAGACAGUGUUGUCAACUGUAUGUAUGGCGGAGAAGGGGCUCAACAACGGGUCGCUCAGGAGAUACUGACCACUCUUAAAGAACAUCCGGACGCGUGGACUCGAGUGGACACGAUUCUCGAGUUCUCCGGCAAUCAGGAGACCAAAUACUAUGCGCUCCAAAUCCUCGAGAAUCUGAUUAAAACUCGAUGGAAAGUAUUGCCCGAAAAUCAAUGCGAAGGCAUCAAGAAAUUGUGGACACGAUUCUCGAUAUUGCCCGAAAAUCAAUGCGAAGGCAUCAAGAAAUUCAUCGUCGGUCUCAUCAUUAAGACCUCAUCCGAUCCGUCGACUCUCGACAGAGAAAGAGUUUAUUUAAACAAAUUAAAUAUGAUUUUAGUUCAGAUAUUGAAGAGAGAAUGGCCUAAAAAGUGGCCCAACUUUAUCGAUGACAUCUGCGGCGCGUCCAAAACAAAUGAAAGUCUUUGUCAGAAUAAUAUGAUUAUUUUGAAACUAUUGAGUGAGGAAGUGUUUGACUUCUCGUCGGGUCAGAUGACUCAGGCAAAGGCCAAACAUCUAAAGGACACGAUGUGUCAGCAGUUCCGGGAAGUGUUCACGUUAUGUCAGUUCGUGAUGGAGAACUCAAACAACGCCACUCUUAUUCAGUGCACUUUAGAGACAUUAUUGCGAUUUUUGAAUUGGAUUCCUUUGGGCUAUAUCUUCGAAACGGGUCUAAUAAAUGCACUCAUAUUUAAGUUUCUAAUCGUUCCGAUGUUCCGAAACGUGACGCUCAAGUGUCUGACGGAAAUAGCGUCCGUCAAAGCGAUCACUUAUGACGAGAUGUUUGUAAUGAUGUUCACGUCGACGAUGACACAGUUGGAGCUGAUGCUGGCGCCCAACUCCAACAUUAAGGACAACUACGCCAACGGACAGGACGACGAACAGAAGCUGAUCCAAAACCUGAGCCUCUUUUUGUGCACAUUCUUGAAAGAACACUCACAGCUUCUCGAGACGGAGACCUCUCUUCAGACCGUAUUAUUGGGUGCUCUGCACUACUUAUUGCUUAUCUCAGAAGUAGAUGAGGUGGAGAUCUUCAAGAUAUGUCUCGAAUACUGGGGCGCAUUGGCCACAGAACUGUAUCGCGAGUCACCGCUCAUGCAUUCGUCACCGUCUGCUUUGAGGACACAUUCCGUGUACGGCUCGAGCGGACAGUCGUUUCUAAUGGCUCCGCGACGAAAGCUCUACCAAUCAGUUCUGACCAAAAUUCGGUACAUAAUGAUCGGCCGAAUGGCCAAACCCGAGGAGGUGUUGGUGGUGGAGAACGAGCAAGGUGAAGUGGUCAGGGAGUUCAUGAAAGACACCGACUCUAUACAACUGUAUAAGAAUAUGAGAGAAACUCUCGUGUAUUUGACUCAUUUGGAUUGUGCGGACACCGAACGCAUAAUGACUGAAAAGCUUCACAAUCAGGUGAACGGCACAGAGUGGUCGUGGAGGAACCUAAACACGCUGUGUUGGGCCAUCGGCUCCAUCAGCGGUGCCAUGAGUGAAGAGGACGAACGACGAUUUCUAGUCACUGUUAUUAAAGAUCUUUUGGGAUUGUGUGAACAGAAAAGGGGUAAAGACAACAAAGCCAUCAUCGCAUCCAAUAUCAUGUAUGUCGUCGGACAGUACCCGCGCUUUCUCAGAGCCCACUGGAAGUUCUUGAAAACUGUCGUCAAUAAGUUAUUUGAAUUUAUGCACGAAACACACGAAGGCGUUCAGGACAUGGCGUGCGAUACGUUUAUAAAGAUCGCUCAGAAGUGUCGGCGACACUUCGUUCAGGUCCAGGUCGGAGAAGUGAUGCCUUUCAUCGAAGAGAUCCUCACAAACAUUAAUACUAUUAUAUGUGAUCUUCAGCCGCAACAGGUCCACACGUUUUACGAAGCGGUGGGACAUAUGAUAAGCGCUCAGACCGACCAAUCAAUUCAAGAGCAUUUGAUAGAGAAAUACAUGUUUCUACCGAAUCAGGUCUGGGAUGACAUCAUAAAUCAGGCGACGAAGAAUGUGGACGUCCUUAAAGAUCCGGACGCCGUUAAACAGUUGGGAAACAUAUUAAAGACAAAUGUGAGGGCGUGUAAGGCUUUAGGGCACCCAUAUAUGGCUCAAUUGGGCCGCAUAUACCUCGAUAUGUUGAACGUAUACAAAGUGAUGAGUGAGAACAUCAGUGCCGCCAUUGCUCUCAACGGAGAAGUGGUGACAAAACAGCCACUCAUUAGAUCCAUGAGGACUGUUAAGAAGGAGACAUUAAAGUUGAUUACCGGUUGGGUCUCGCGAUCGACAGAUCCUCAGUUAGUGCUCGACAACUUCAUCCCUCCAUUACUGGAUGCGGUUCUUCUCGAUUAUCAAAGAUGUUCUGUGCCUUCAGCUCGAGAACCAGAAGUGCUCUCAACUAUGGCUACAAUUGUCAGCAAAUUAGAGAAUCACAUCACUUCCGAAAUACCAAAAAUAUUUGACGCCGUCUUUGAAUGCACUCUAGAGAUGAUAAACAAAGACUUUCAGGAAUUUCCUGAACACAGAACCAAUUUUUUCCUUCUGUUGCAACAAGUGGUGACCCAUUGCUUCCAAGCCCUCCUCAACAUCCCUCCCACACAAUUCAAAUUAGUGUUGGACUCAAUCAUAUGGGCCUUUAAGCACACGAUGCGCAACGUGGCCGACACCGGCCUCUCCAUCCUCUUUAAACUGCUCGAAAACAUUGGCACUGAAGAGACAGUUAUGCAGAGUUUCUAUCAAACUUACUAUACAGACAUUGUUCAGCACAUGUUUUCAGUGGUGACCGACACUUCGCAUACGGCGGGACUGCUAAUGCAGGCCAACAUAUUGGCCUAUAUGUUCUAUAUAGUCGAGUCCAACAAAAUCACCAGUCCUUUGAACCCAGCCGUACAGACCAGCGCUCAGACGAAUAUCCAAUACAUUCAGGAAUUUGUAGCCAAUCUGCUGAAGACGGCGUUCCCUCACUUGACUGAAGCCCAGAUCAAGAUCACUGUUCAGGGCUUCUUCAACCUCGACCAAGACGUGCCCGCCUUUAAGGAACACUUACGAGACUUUCUCGUCCAGAUUAGGGAGUUCGCCGGCGAAGACAACAACGAUCUAUUCCUCGAGGAAAGAGAGGCCUCCUUAAGGCAGAAGGAAGAAGACAAGCGUCGAAUCCAACUAUCAGUUCCGGGAAUUAUUAAUCCUCACGAAAUGCCUGAAGAGAUGGCAGACGACGACAACUGAUUGAUGGCAACAAUCUCUCAAAGAAUUGAAUUAUUUUAUUGCUUUAGUAUUAGAAUUUAAAUAAGAAUUUCAUAACUAAAUGAAACAAAUCUAUGAUUUUAUAACAGAAUAGAGAGAAAUGAACCAAAUUUAGUGAUUCCUAAGUAUAUUAUAUUUGUUAACUAAAAUUAUAAGACAAAAAAAUUGGGAAAAUUUUUUUAGAGAGACAUCUAAUCAGCGAUGCACUGGUGGACUAAAUUGACUCUCAAAGAGUCGUCAUUAAAACAAGUGUUUAUAUAUUAGUAUAAUAUUUAUGAUAUGAUUGAGUGUUAGUUUUAAACAAAUUGAAUGAAUGGAUGUGUGAUUACUGUAUGAAUGUGUCUAUUAUUGUCUCAAUUAUUGUAAUUUUAUGUAAAUCUGAAGAUCCGCUCAUUUUUUCCAUAAAUUCAUUUUCACUUCAAUUCUUAUAUGAUUUUGAAUUCAAUUAUCGAUUAAUACAGAAAUUAUUGAUUAAAACAAAGUUGUGAUAAAA
Molecule: messenger RNA, 3826 nt
Organism: Medioppia subpectinata
Lineage: Eukaryota; Metazoa; Arthropoda; Arachnida; Sarcoptiformes; Oppiidae
Source: the annotation of a GenBank genome assembly